AUGGGCGGCAACCACGGCGGCCAGGUGGCACCUGCUCCCGCAGGCCUGCAGGGUCACAGGGCCUACCUCACAGAGCCGUCUUCAAGCACAACAACCCAGUUCCAGGAGAGAAAACAGCUUGACACUCCGCAGCCCAUAGAGUCCUCUUGUUGGGACAAGGACCCCCCAGGAGAGAGGAGCCCCCAGCAGGGUCAACACUGGAGGUCCUGGGGGUGGGUGGUAGUGGGGAGGCCACGCGGGGAGGGCUGUUCCGUGUUCUCUUCCCCUCAGGAGACAGCUGGCCCACAGGAACACAGCAACAGAUGCAAUUUCAGGGCCAGGGAUCAUGGUGCCCAGGGCUGUGGACCACACCAGCUCACAGCCACUGCAUGCCCCACACCAGGGCUGUGGACCACGCCGGCCCACAGCAGCUGCAUGCCACAGAACAGGACUACCAACACAAGAAGAACACAGGCUGACAACACCUCUGUCUACACCCCUGCCAUCCCUCCUGGUCUCACCACAUUCAGCCAAUGUCCAUUGGGGGCCUCAAGGGCGCCUCCACCUGCCCAGGUCUGGGACCACCACCCCCCCCUAAUAUCUACAGACCCUGUCCUCACCUGCCUUGCACCAAUGAUGGCACCAGUGCGUGGGUUCUGGUCACCAGUCAGCCUCCACCAACAUGGACUCCUUACAAGUGGGGCCACCAGCGUGGACAUGUUCCCAUCAGGAACCACCUACUUUUGGAUCCCCAGCACCGUGCUCAGGUCCUAGGGAGGCCCCAGCAACCUGAGGAACAACCAAACUAGUGAGUGAAUGAAUAAGUAUGUUAAGUUGUUAAGUAGAAAAUAGCAGAAGGGUUAGUAGAAUGUACAAGUAACAAUUACAGUUUCAUGAAAAUCAGCAUCCACAUGGAAGGUAUUAUGCAUAAAAAAGCUUCACUUUGUUUCAGCGCCUUUCCAAUUAACUGUUUUUAAACAAUAUUUCCCCUUAAAGGUUCAUCUUUUAUAAAACAAGAACACAAGGCUCUGAGGCCAACCUCAAAUAUUUAUUUGAGUGAAUUCACAUCCCCCAAAUUUUCUGUAUCCUAAAAUCUGGACUUUUGCCAAAUAGUGCCCUUAGCACAGAAAUCUCUCCAAGGAGCUGAGGAGCCUGGCAUAGCACGGCCAGGUCAUCAGUCAUCAUCACCAGCAGCUGUGGCAUGAGAGGGAGGGUGUGUGAAGAAACCAAUGGGGAACCACAAAAGAAAUCACCUAUGACUGGAAACAGCCAUCCGUGGUGUACUCAGUGAGGUGGUUCCAGGACCCCAUGGACACCAAAUCCAGGCACAUUCAG
Sapajus apella (tufted capuchin) is the source of this 1314-nucleotide messenger RNA. RefSeq names its product proline rich 26 (gene DIP2C-AS1). The record is from RefSeq and is a predicted model, not a curated record. Lineage: Eukaryota; Metazoa; Chordata; Mammalia; Primates; Cebidae.